UAUACAUCUGUCAUGUUUCGGUAUAUAUAAUUAUUAAUUAAAUAGGUGUUUGAAUAUUCGCCGCAAGAAUAUUGUUGUUUAUACUAUUUAUAUAUGUACAAGUUUACAAUUUAGUCUAAAAUAAGAUCAGUUCUAAUGCCAUUAACAGCACGACAACGAAGUAUUCAUAAUAAAAAUGGAGCCAAGAGAUCGGCUAGCUUUAGCAAAGGCAAACGAUCGCGCAAGUCAAGUGAAGGGGAGUAUCUAUACACGAGUGCUCCGACUGAUUUGCGCAGUGUAGCAUACCCAGGUGGUGCAAUAGCAUUAUGUCUAUUAAUCUCAGCGAGACUGGCUUCAGCUUAUUGGGGACAAAUAGCUGAUUGUGAUGAAACUUACAAUUACUGGGAACCUUUACACUACUUAGUUUAUGGUAAUGGUUUGCAGACAUGGGAAUAUAGUCCUACUUAUGCCAUUCGAUCAUAUAUGCCACUGUGGCUGUUUGCAGUGCCAGCAAAAAUAUUGUCUUAUUUGACAACUCCAGUGUCAGUUUUUUAUACUCUAAGAGCUCUGCUUGCAGUUAUGACUGCAUGUGCGGAACUUAUGUUCUAUAAAGCCGUUUGCCAUGAAUUUGGAGUUCAUGUAGGAAGGGUAUGGCUAUGUUUAACACUUCCAGCUGCAGGAUGUUUUGCGUCAACGGCUGCAAUGCUGCCCUCCGCAUGGAGUUCAGCCUUGGUAUCAGCUGCCUUAGCUUGUUGGUGGCGGAAACGAUACCCUCCUGCUGUGCUACUGACAGCAGCAACUGUAUUAUUGAGCUGGCCAUUCACAGCACUUCUAGGGGUACCGAUAGCAAUUGAUAUGCUGUUCCUCAAAAAACAGUAUACAGAUUUCAUCAAAUGGUCGCUCAUAGCCCUGAUAGUCAUUCUGUUACCGUCUGUGGUGGUGGAUUCGUGGCAAUAUGGGCGCUUAGUCGUUGCUCCAUGGAAUAUAGUUGCAUACAAUAUAUUUACCGAACAUGGUCCUGACUUAUAUGGUGUAGAACCUUGGACAUAUUAUUUCGUAAAUGGAUUUCUAAACUUUAAUAUUAUUUGGGUGCUGGCGCUGUCGGCGCCGCCGCUGCUGCUGGCGUGCGCGGCGGUGUGCCGGCGGCCGGCGCGCGCCGCGUUCUGCGCGCCCUACGCGCUCAGCCUGCUGCCGCUCGCGCUGUGGCUCGCCGUGUUCCUGGCGCAGCCGCACAAGGAGGAGAGGUUCCUGUACCCGGUGUACAGCAUGGUGGUGCUGGCGGGCGCGAUCUCGCUGGACUGCCUGCAGAAGCUGACGUUCGCGGUCGGCACGGAGCUGUUCCGCUGGCGCAAGGAGAGAGAGAGACGGCACUACAUCGUGUACACGGGGCCGCUCGUCGUCAUGUGUGUGUUGCUGGCUGGGGCUGCGAAUUUGUCACGCAUAACAGCUCUGUACAACCACUAUCAAGGCCCAAUGACGAUACUCCGCCAUCUUCCCGACCAAGUAGACCAUCAACUGAAUGUGUGCUUCGGUAAGGAAUGGUACCGAUCACCAUCGAGCUUCCACCUCCCAGACUCAUACAGGAUACGUUUUAUACCGAGCGAAUUUUCUGGUCAGCUUCCUGCGCCUUAUGAUGAUGGACAUAAUGCCACCCGAAUUAUCCAUCCGCACUUUAACGACCAAAACAAAGGGGACAAUCGAACCUACUUACAAGCUAGCGAAUGCCACUACCUCGUCGACUCGGAUAUUGGAACACCUACGACGUUACAACCCCCCUAUCAUAAAAACGUUAACACGUGGGACACAGUAGCAUCAGUGCCGAUAUUAGACGCGACAAAAUCUCAUAAAAUAUUCAGAGCAUUUUAUAUUCCAGUGUUGUCAAACAAAAAUGUCGUUUACGCGAAUUUGUAUCUAUUAAGGAAUAAAAUUAUAAACAUUUAGGUCGAUUUUUGAGUGAAUUAAGUUAUUCUUAUGGCUCGUACUGAAUGUAUAGAUUAUUUCAUUUAUAUGGAAAAGAAUAUAAUUUUUGAUUAUUUAUAUUGUUUUAAGAUUUUGUUGUUUAUUUAUAGCAUUUAUUUGUCUAUUUGUUGUAUUUCGCUUUAUUUUCGUUUCUUUGCAUUUAUUAUUUCAAAUAUAUAAUAAAUAAUUUUGUGCAAAAAUUAAGAUAUGAGGAGUCAUGAGGUAACAGGCGAUGGUUUUAUAUAAAUAUUGAAUAAUUUAAAAUUAUUGUCACUAGAAAAUAAUAUUAGAAGUAAUAAGAGCAUCACGGUUGAAUUUGGGCGCCUGUUAGAUGUGAAAUCGCUGUUAUUAAUACAAAAGGACGUAUGUUAAAAUUAUGUAUUAUACAAAUAGGUAUAAAAAUUUUAUUAUUAUAUUUUUUAUAUUUUUCUCAAAUCUGUUGUCAUUGUGAUGACGAUGGAGGCCGUUCUCAAUGGUUCCCAUAUAUCUACGCAGGAGAUAUUAUACACCAAUGUGUGCGUUAACACUGUUAUAGUCUGAUGAGAGUCCAAAGUCAAUUUUUUUAUUCAAUAUAGAAGCGUUUCACUAGCUUAUUGAUUUCAAAAGUUUACUACCAGGUUCGAUAUAAAGACCU
This is a messenger RNA of Vanessa tameamea, 2572 nucleotides long. It is a transcript of the gene Alg9, whose product is annotated as alpha-1,2-mannosyltransferase ALG9. Gene Ontology annotation, biological process: protein N-linked glycosylation. Gene Ontology annotation, molecular function: alpha-1,2-mannosyltransferase activity. The coding region runs from base 136 to 1920 and encodes 594 amino acids. Gene Ontology annotation, cellular component: endoplasmic reticulum membrane. The record is from RefSeq and is a predicted model, not a curated record. The transcript is spliced from 9 exons. Lineage: Eukaryota; Metazoa; Arthropoda; Insecta; Lepidoptera; Nymphalidae.